Molecule: messenger RNA, 2742 nt
Organism: Chlamydomonas reinhardtii
Lineage: Eukaryota; Viridiplantae; Chlorophyta; Chlorophyceae; Chlamydomonadales; Chlamydomonadaceae
Exons: 6
Coding region: 322-1413 (363 amino acids)
Source: RefSeq, a predicted model, not a curated record
GCUCUCUUGCAGUCGAAGUUGGCCGAAAUCCGCGCCAAAGCUAGUAAUACAGCAUUGCCCGACGCACUGCGGUCCAAAGCAGUGAAACUGCUGCAAACAUAUCUGAAGCCUCUUCAAUCACUGCACGCCGCAGUCCAGCGCUUCCUGCUGCUUGACUCAGAUAGCCAGCGACAGGAGGGAGCUGCGGCUCUUUUAAAGCAUGUUGCGGAGGUUGCGGAGUGGGUGGAUGGGCUCGACAGCGUCGAGGAGGGCCGAACGCAAGAGCUAGCUGCAACCGUGCGACAGCAGCGCGCUGACAAACUGGAGGAGGAGGUCGCGCUGAUGCGCGCGUCCGUCACGGCCAUGCAACAACCUGCAGCUGCGUCGGCAGAGGCGGGGGCGGACGCAGGGGCGGCGCAGGUGGCGGUGCUGGAGGUGGUGCUGCGGACGCUGGCAGUGCGCGAGCAGAGCCUGGACUUUCAUGUCAGGUUGGCCCAGGAGGUGGCGGAGCGAUUUGGCGGUGCCAGCGGCAGCAGCAGCAGCAGCAGUGGCCGUACAGACAUGGCGGUAAAGGAUGCGGACAGGCCCACCUUUCUGCCCGGGGAAGGGGCGACUUCCUCACCGCUCCCGGCCUACACACCGGACAAUUUCGCCUAUGGCUCCACCCCGCUCACGUCUUGGCUGCAGGUGAUGCAGGCGGCCGGGGAACACCUGCAGCAGGCCAUGGGGUCGGCGCCAGGGGCCGGCGGCGCCGGGCACGAUACCUGCAGCAGCCUUAGUGCUGGCGCUCCCGCCUCUUGUGCCGCUUACAACAGCGGCAAAAACGAAUUAGUCCACAGCAGAGGCAAUAGCAGCGGCGGUGCCGGGGCCCGCACGUAUGUGGUGUGGGGCAGCUCGUGCGGCUGGAUGGUGCUGUUCGGUGCGGCGGUGUUCGGCUGGCGCUGCCGGGGCGUGGAGCUGCUGCGCUGCCUGCAUGAGGUGGCCCGAGGCUGCCUGGCGGAGGCGGAACGGCAGGGCCUGGCGCCGGGCCGCGUGUGCCUGCGCUGCGGCGACCUGCUGUCGGACGACGUGCGGGGCGCGGGCCUGGUGCUGCUGGCGGACCAGUGCUGGGACCACGCGCUGGCGGCUGCGGCGGCCGCCAAGCUCGCACAGGAGCUGCCCACGGGGGCGCUCGUGGUGUCCUACAGCGGGAGCAGCAGCGGCGGUGGCGGCGCGCUGGCGGCGCAGAGGCAAGCGGGGAGCGGCGCGGUAGGGACAGACGACAGAAAGGGGGGAGAACAGGAGCAGCAGCAGCAACAGCAGCAGCAGGACGGGAGGGGCACAGCCAGGGCAGAGGCCGUGGGGAGCGAACCGGCAUUUGAGGAAGUAGCGGUGGUGCGCGUGCCUGUGAGCUGGAACCCUGACCAGGCACUGCACGUGUGGCGGCGGCGCUAGGGUGGCUGGCGUUGGCCAGGGCCACGAGCGUGGGUCAUGAGGCUGGCUUUCAUGUGUGCGGCGGCCUCAGCGUUACCGUGUGUGUUGCACUGUCUCAUUACAGCACAGUAGGAGGUCACGGUGGGGCGCAUGCGAGCCUGUGUGUGACUCGGAGAUCGAUGUGAUGCACAAGGGUCAAGCUGAGCGGCCGUGCACACGCAUGCCGUUCAACGCCUAUGCCGGCGAGAGGGGCAAUGUACCAGCCAAGAUUCACUAUGUAAGGUCCGCUCACAAUCAAUGCAGCUAUGAGCGUGUGCUGUAUAUGUAUUAAGGCAGCAGCUAGCGUUCGGACGACAGUGGGCUUGUAGGCGAACGCAGGCGACGGGCCUGGGGCUGAAGGAUUCGGGCGCGGAUUUCGAUGGCGAGCCGGUACCGGCUGUACCAGCUAGGCGCCGAAGACGGCACGGCACGGCACGGAUCUAAGAGACUCACGUGGAGCAGGCCGAGCAGCCACAACAUGCUGAUUCGGGAACAUACUCCCCAUCAUUAAGUCGGACUGGGUCCGUCGGCACGGAUGCCGUGAUGCCGGCAGCGCCCUCCGCACCCACCGCCUAAGCGUGCCCCGAAAAGCGUUCCGUUAGAUCUAACAGCUUAGAUCUAGCGGUUGGGGUCGUUGGCUUGACCCGUUCCGAAGCGCCCGCCUGCCUACACCGGACUGGUCCAGUGGUCCCUGAGCGUGCACGCCGAUGCACUGGGCCAACACCUUGGCGAGUGCUUGGCACGCGGCGGGCCGGCACGACCCGCAGCGCAUUACCGUACUGUCCGCUGCUGAUGUGAACAUGUGCAGCAACAUGCUUCCCACACGCAAUACCCACAACGGGGCCUCAAACCGCAGGCCCACGGGUUGUUUUUGCGUGCCUGACCGGUUGUUAAACCCAGUGCCCUAGCUCCUUGGGGUGUGUGACACAGCGCCAGCCUGCGUCCUGUCCAUCUCCACUCCCGGCAUGUGCAACAUGUGUCGUCCUCAACGCAGCCCAGAUCCGAUACGUGUCCAAGCACACAGCUUCCCAUCAAAGCAUACAUGAUGUGCUUGGCUAGCUGUGGUGGGAAGAGCGAGCAGGAGCGAGCAGCGGCACGGUACCGAUGUGGGAGGUGUCAUAGAUGUGGGCUUCAGCAGGUCAGCGAAGAGUUGCACCCGCGAGCUUUGCAAGCCGUGUGCGAGUGCACAAUAGCGAUCUUGUGUUACUGAGAUUCAGUGUGCUGAGCCUGUACACUGGCGGGACGAGGGGACGGGUCCGGUACAGAGCAUGGACCGGAAUGGGGCUCCCGAUUCGAUCAAUCUCGAUUUAA